UAUGAAUUAAACCUUGAUUGUGAAAUGAUCUCUCUGUAAAGUAGUGACUUGCGGUUUAAUUAAGUUACUGUAGAUCUGUAGCUAUUAUGCUGAAAGUAGUGCUUUUGUUGUUGGUUUUCAUAUCUUUGGUCGCUGGAGCUUGUCGGAUAUACCUUCAGAACAAUGUAACUCAUGAUAAGUCACCACUAUUUUUGCAACGGAAAGGAAUGCUCUACACUUUAGUGCAACCACAUGGAUCUCAUUUUCAGCUGAAAGAUGGUGAAAACGUCGUGUUGGGAUGUGCUAACACAAGGAACAAAAUUGCUGAAAUCAAUGAAAAUCAUGCCGAAGUAUCAUGUAUCAGAAAUGACGAAUUCAAAUUCAAAGAUCGUAAACUGCAGUAUGACAAACUGAACUGUUCGUCACCUGUUUCAAGUUCGAUUAAAGCUCAAAAUCGACCGUGUGCGGCUGGUUUGGGGAGGUGGUACAACCUUGGAUUCGAAGUUUUAGGAGUACCAUUUAUCAGCUAUUUCCAAUCAUGCUACAAUCUGGAAAAGUCAUCUGUGAUCUACACCGAGCAUGAUCUACUGGGGAAAUCGAUCGAUAAUGCGCAAGUAGGCAACGAUAGACCAUCAUUCAAAAUAGGUGGACUAAAGGUUAAAGCACGGUUGUCUACUGUUUACACCCAAAACUCACAACGUACUAGGCUAACCGAACUCCUUGGAUCCGAAGAACAAGCCAACCAGUACGUCUCAAAGUCAUCAUUUUUUGCUAAGGGUCACCUCACUCCGGACGGCGACUCAGUGUUGAAUACCUGGGCUGGAGUGACGUAUUAUUACAUCAAUGUUGCACCGGAGUGGCAGAUUAUCAACACCGGCAAUUGGUUGCGCGUUGAAAAUGCCGCUCGCAAGACUGCAGCUAAGCUCAAUGAUACCGUAACAGUAUUCACUGGAGUUUACGACGUUUUAACUCUGCCCGACAUCAACGGUCGGAUGGUUCCAAUCACUCUCGCUGAUGACGACCAGGUGGAAGCUCCGAAAUGGCUUUGGAAAAUUUUAUUCCACCCAGCAUCGAACGCUGCUAUUGCAUUCGUUACCCUGAACAAUCCAUUCGCUGCAAGCGGUGAACAGCUGUGCAACAACAUCUGUAGCCAAUAUGGCUGGGCCCAGCAGGAGUUUCAGGAUUUGCGACGGGGUUACACCCUCUGUUGCACAGUGCGAGAUCUCCGCAAAGUAAUCCCAUUCAUCCCAUCGAAAGCAGACGGUGAAAAAAUUCUUCGAUUUAAUUAAAUUGUUUUCUACCGGUUUAGAGUACCUACGUAUAUUGAAUUUUUUGAGGUGCAAAUACGAAUGAAAAAACAGGACCUUCAGAAUUCAAAUUUAUACAAAUAUCAGAUGAUUGGGUGCAGCCGACCCAAACGAAGAUCAGCAAACGUGAAGUCUACUCAAAAUUGCGAAAAUAAAAUUCAAUGAAUAUGCAUUCAAA
Molecule: messenger RNA, 1464 nt
Organism: Ochlerotatus camptorhynchus
Lineage: Eukaryota; Metazoa; Arthropoda; Insecta; Diptera; Culicidae
Exons: 5
Coding region: 87-1268 (393 amino acids)
Biological process (GO): apoptotic DNA fragmentation
Cellular component (GO): mitochondrial inner membrane; nucleus
Molecular function (GO): nucleic acid binding; metal ion binding; single-stranded DNA endonuclease activity
Source: RefSeq, a predicted model, not a curated record